Astrephomene gubernaculifera is the source of this 10309-nucleotide messenger RNA. The record is from the annotation of a GenBank genome assembly. Lineage: Eukaryota; Viridiplantae; Chlorophyta; Chlorophyceae; Chlamydomonadales; Astrephomenaceae.
CAAAAGGACCAUAGUUAUAACUAUAACUAGUCAUACACUAUUGUAUUUGACAUAAUAAUCAUGCAGUAACUAUUCCCUACGCACUGCACGCCCUGGGAUCCAGGCUCCGCGACUGUAUCAGUCAGGUCAUGUAGAGGAAAGGGUUAACUAGAGCCGAAUCAUGUCAUAUAUAGACCCCACGAUAAAAUAUUAAAGAUGGAACUGUGGGAAGGCUGAGUUGACGCUCGUCGCGCAUGGAGUCAACGAAGGGUUGAAAAUGCAGUGGACCGCCGCGGACCCGCCCCACUUGGUCGAGCGCUUUACGCAUGGCGAUCUGGUUGUUUUGGAGUCGGUGCAGAGCUCGACAGCUUAUGCGGUGCAAGAAGCACAGGCUGGCAAGCCAGCUCUCUUGUAUCUUAGCGACACGCCGGCUGAGAGGGGACUCGGGCAGGCAGCCUGGCUAGAAGUCGUGGUACAGGGCGAAUGGCUGGGACUACGCUCCCCGUUGCUAGAGGGCUUGUUCUUGCAAGUGCGCAAGAAGACGCCACACCUGGUCUUCUUCUCGGCCCGGCUGGGCGUUUGGGAGCAGUGGAAGGUCGAGGGGCUGUAUCAGGGCGUGCUACAGCGGAACAGCCCGGUGCUAUGCCUUACCUCCCGACAGCUGCCAAGCAUUGCCCUAACGGUCCGCGCCUGGCGGGUGGGAUGCAUGGGCCCCAGCCCCCUCCCGCCUGGGGCCGCCCACCAGCCUCCCGCGCUGCCGGGCAGGCCUCCCAGCUGCCCCGGCGAACCGCAGCAGCAGCAGCGGACUCGCAGCGGCUCAGGCGACCAGCGGGAGGAAGCUGCACCCUCGGCGCCACCACCACUACCCGCACCCUCAACAACAGCAGCACCUCCAGCUGGCAACAGCAGUGGCGGUGGCAGUAGCGGCAGCAAUGGCAGCGGGGGCAGUAGCGGUAUCGGAACCUUGCCGUACGCUGACUCCGUGGGGUCCCAGCUUCGCGAUGAGGCGCUGGAGCUGUCUCACAACGUGGUCAAGGGCUACGUGGCGCGCAUGGCGCUGUGGCCACUACACCUGGUGUUUCGGCUGUGGCGGGCGCAGGCGCGGCAGCAGCGGGUCAUGCGAGUGGAGGCAGCGCAGCAGGAGGAGCAGCAGCGCGCGGCUGUGGUGCAGUUGCGGGCGGUGGCAGAGCGGCAUGAACGACACAUGCUGGUGCUCGCAUGUCAGUGCUGGUCCAAGCAGCGCUCUCGUCGGCUGCGGUACGCGCUGCGCAUGUGGCACGGCAUCGCCCAGCGUUCCGCCAUGCUGGCGCGCCUGUGCAGCGUGCUGCGGCGUAAGUCCAGCUGGCGGCGGGCGGCGGCGGCGCUGGGGGAAUGGGCAAGGGUAACUCAAGAGCGCCGGGCCUUGCUGUGGCAGCUCCAGAUCCUGCGCUCACGACAGGAGGUGCGCUUGGCGCGGCUUGUGCUGCUGUGCUGGAGUGAGGCCGUCAGCCAAUUCAGGCGCGACGUCACCGCCUUCCAGCAUCUCAGGAACCAGGCGCUCCUGCGCUUAGCCUUCGGCGGCUGGCACGCCGUCACACUCCACCUUACCUCGGCUCGACAGGCCGCCUUGACCGCAGCCGACGCCGCCACCGCCACCCUCCUGCAUUCCGCCCUGCACGCUUGGAACUGGCACUGCAUGCGGCGUCGCCAGCUAGCAGGCCGGGCGAUGUUGCUAGAGGCCGCAACCGCGCGGCGCCGCCUGGCUGCUGCCUGGUGCGCCUGGCGGGGUGCAGUAGACGACGCGGCUGUACGGCACCACCGCGUCCGGCUGCUGAUCGUAUUGCGGAAGCAGCAGCUAGCCGGACGUGUCGUACGGCGCUGGGCCGCUCUGGUUUCGGAGGCGGCGGCCCGGAGCUUCGCCGCAUGCCAAAUGGCGGCGCGCCGGGAGCGACGGAUGCUGCCCUUGGCAUUCGGGGCAUGGCGGGAGAUGGCUGGCAGGGCGAGCAGGCUGUGUGACGAGGAGUGCUCCGAAGCCGCGGCAUGGCUGAUGGAGGUAUUGCGACGGCAGCUAGCAGCGGAGCACCGCAGGCUGGUGACACGGCGUGUGCUGGCGGUCUGGCGGCGCAUGGCGGCGGCCCGAGUGCAGCUGCAGCUGAACGAGGUGGCAUUCGUACGGUUGCGGAGCCAUGCGGUCGCUCGAGCCGUGCUGCGCCACUGGCGGGGCUUGGUGGAGGCCUCUGCGGCAGCGCAGCAGCAGUACCUGGGGUGCUACCGGACUGCCCUGCAGCGGAGGGUCAUGCGGGCUUGGGCCGGUGUUCUGGCUUCGCAGCGACGGCUGGACGUCGCAGCGGUGAUUGCGGACCGCCGACUGCGCUUCCGGAAACUGCAUGGCGUUAUGGGUGCAUGGAGGCGUCUCACAACUCAGGCGCAGCAGCUGUGGGGCCGUGUCGUACAAGGUCACGGUCAGGCGCUGGCGCGACGCGUGCUGGACGGUUGGCGACGUCGCUGCACUGCCGUACACUCUGCCCAGGCCAUUCUCACUCGCAUCCAGCGGAGCUGCCAGUUGCAGCUGCUUAGCGGCGCGCUGCGAGGACUGGGCUGCCAUGCGGUGUUGCAACUGAAUGUACGGCGGUUUACUCGGCAGCACCGGGAAGCUCGUGUACGGCAUCUGUUGCGAUCCUGGCGAUUGGUAGCUAGGGAGCUGUCGAGGCUGCGGAUCAUCGGCCGCAUGUUGCAGAACCGCUGGCGGCGCUGCGUAGCCCGUGGCGUGCUGCGUUGCUGGCUACUGGCCACCCAUGCCGCCAGCUUACAAGUCCACAUGCUAAAUGGCAUCCGAGCGGCCAACUGGGGGCACUGUGAUUCUGGCAGCGUAACCGCUCCGCAGGGCUCAGGCUCACUGACCGCAACCCACGCCUACAACACGCCUAGAGAGCCCGCAAUCGCGCAGGCCUCCCCUCGUUACAGCGCCGCAGGAUCACGGCUUGGACCGGCACCGGCACCUUACCCCGUCCCUGCACUCGCACUGCCCGCGUCAUGCCUGGGUAGUCAGCUGGCCGGCGCCAUGCGGCCCCUGCUGGCACUGCUGGCCGGCGUCACCGCACCCGGCGGGGGCAGCGCAGCGGCCAUCGCAUCCGCCUCGGAGCUCCUGCUCUCGCGGGUGCCGAGUCUUGCACGGCUAGCCACCCGCCCGAAGCGCCAGGCGGCUGCUGUCCUGCGGGCUUGGCGCCGCAUCACCGCCCGUAAGACCCGGCUACGGCUUGCAGCCGUGCAGCUGCGGGAGCGAUGCGAACGGGCGCUGCUGAGCCGCUGCAUCCGUACAUGGAGCGCUGCCGUACAGGACAUAAGGAGCCGGCGGGGAGGCGCCAUGGCUAUGGCAACUCGUGCGUUACGGAGGCUGGAGGUGGCUUGCUUGGCUGCAUGGCGACGGCAGGCCAAGUACCGAGCGCGUUUGCGGCGUACGAGUUUGCUGCUGCUUGCGCGGCGCACGUCGCGGCUGCAGCGGGCGGUGUUGUCGGCUUGGCAGCGGGCGGUGGCAGCCACGAGGGCGACGGUGCAGGAGGCGAGGAGCAGGAAGCUGGAUGCGAGGUUGCGGGUGCUGGAGCGGGCGGUGCGGUCGUGGAGGUUGGCGGUGGAGACGGCGGCGGAGGCGCGGGAGGUGGCGGAGAAGCGCCACGCGGCGACCUGGACGGGCGUCAAGCGGCAAGUGCUCGCCAGCUGGCGCCAGGCCGCCACCUUCUCGCAGUACCACCUGGAGACCUGCAUCCGGCUGCUGCAGGCGCACACCGGCCGCCGCCUGCUGCGCCUGGUGCUGGCCGCAUGGGCCGACUUUGCGCAGCAGGAGCGGCAGCGGCGGGAGGACUGGCCCGAGCUCUGCAGGGUGUUCUACGCAUGGCGCACGAUGGUCCAGCCGGCGGGCAGGGCGGCUGCGGCGGCGGAGGCUAAGCUGGAGGAGCUGGGGCUUGAUCCCGUUAGGCCGGCUCGGGCGCCAACCGCACAUCCUUCUCCGCUGAAGCCCGCGCAUCAGGGUGCCGCCACUACCACCGCAGUACUGGACGCGGCUGCCGCCAGGGCUGUCGUGUCGCGUCCUUCUGACGCGCAGGAUGUUUCCGUGGCGACGCAGACGGCUGCGGGAUCAGCCCAGGCGUCCACACAAACGUCCUCGGCGGCAUCAGCCUCCACGCAGACCAGCUGCGCAACAGCCGUAGCCACCCAGACCUGCACCGAGGCGCAGACGGGCACCCAGACGGCGGUGCCGGAGGAGCUGCAGGCGGCCCCCGCGUCGCUCGCGGUCCCCCAUGCGGCUGCAGCCGUAGCAGCGCCGGUACCCGCAGCCGCCACGAUCGGAACCCAGACGUCGGUUCCAGCGCCGCAGGUCGGCUCCAACCUCAGCGGCAUCUCCGCGCCUCAUUCCGCCGCCUUUUCCGAAGCGACAAUAGCAGCAGCCGCAGCAGCCGCCCCAGCACCCCCCAUAGCUACCACAUUGCACCCGCCUUCGGCCCCGUCGCCGCCGCCAGCACCCGCACCAGCACCGUCUCCCGUCGCCCUUCACAGCCGAGGCACCACCACCACCGCUGCACCCACCAGCAUCUCCGAGGGCACCUCCUCCGCCUCCUCCUCCUCCGGCGGCCCCUCCUCCGCCUCCUCCUCCUCCAUGGAAGAGCUGCUCAUGCCUCUGCACAGCAGCUCUAGCGGCUCGGGACUGGGCGCAGCAGCAGCAGCAGCCGCUGGCCUGGGUCUGGGUCUAGGAUUCCCUUGCGGUGGCGGCCAGGACCUCCCGCAGCAAAACGCACUGGGCCCCGCCGCGGGCGGCAUGGGCGGCAUGGCGCACAUGCAAAACAUGUGGCAGUACCUGCAUGGCUACUUGCAGGCCGGCGGCGGCGCGGGUUUGCCGCUGGGAGCGGGGGGCUUUGGGCCGCUGGUGGGCCCCAUCCUGGCGCCUGCGCCGGGGAUUGAUUCCGAUGCGCUACAGGACCGGCUUGCGAGGAUCGAGGAUGCGGUCAAGCAGCAAAAGGAACGUGAGGAGAAGGAUAAGGCUGCUGCUGCGUCCGCAGCAGCAGCAGCCGUUGGGGCGGCUGUCCCUGUCCCCGGCGUGCCCCCGCCUCGGCCGGCGCAGCUGGGUCGCUCUCUUUCCACCAUGGCAAUGACUGCCAGUUGCCGCCCGGAGCCCGGUCCCAUGUACCAGAUAAAGCAGGGCAACACCACGAGCGUGGGACGCGCCAGCACCCCGGGCCAAAGCGAGCUGGCAGCAGGGGAAUCCACCCGGAGCAAUGCCUCCGUACAGCAUCAUGCAGCAGCACAGCCGGCCACAGCGACACUGCCGACGCAACCGGUAACACCAGGACCGCAGACACCCGCAGCCCCGCAGCCGGCGGCAGCUGCUGCGUCCUCGUUGCCGGUUGCAGCGGUUACGAUGGCGUCCCCUGUUGUCGUACAGCCUGCACAGCCACAGCCUGCACCCUAUCCCACAUCACCACCACCACCGCCGCCUCCGCCGCCGCAGACCAUUCAAAUCGUGGUCAGCAGCCCCUUCCUGGCGCCUCCCUCCUCCAUGGUCUCUCACUCCAGCGGCUCCCAGGACGGCGCCGUGAGGCCCUGGUCCUCCUCUUCCACCUCAUCCUCAGCAGGCCAAAGGAUAACCGCGGAGUCUCUACCCGCCUGGUCUCGCCGCACGACUGCGGAGCUUGCCGGUAGCAGCGCUGGUUGGGGGCCGGGGGCGGUUGAGGCUGGCGGGCUGCAGCAGCAGCAGCUGCAGCCCAGUAGCCAGCCGGUGCCGGCCUCACAGUCGAUGGCUUCUCCGGCGGCAUUCCAAGUGGCGGCGGCGUACCCUCCGCUUCCAAGCACCAGCCCAAGCGGAAGCGGGCAGCACCACUACCACCACCACCACCACCAGCAGCCUGCGGUGGCCUCAGCAGCCCAGCAGCAGCCCUCCUGGGAUGCCUCCUCUUUCUCCUCCUCACCAGCUGCUGCUGCUGCUGCUGUUAUUGCAGUCCCAGCCGCCGCCGCCGCCUCGCAGCAAUCGACACCACCACCGCCGCUGCCGCCAGCUCACCCACCGCACCUGCCACCACAACCACAGCUGCAGCUGCUGGCACCACCCCUGCGGCAGAUGUCCCGCGGUAGCAGCUUCAGCCAAGACGGCCGCGGCCCGCUGCCCCUCACUCCCGUCGUCUCUCAAUCCGGCCAGGCAGAGUCCUCGGAUGGCUCCUCCUCCUCGGGUGGUGCCAGCAGCAGCAGCCGCAGCGCCUCCUCAGCAGGGGAUGACACGACGUCGCUUCCGCCGUACGGGCGCUUCCAGCUGGCUCCGCACCCGCCUCAGCGGCCCAUGCGUCCGGACGGUGCGGCGGCCACCCAGCAGCAGCAGCUGCAGCCUGACGUGCCGCCCAGGGUGCUGCCACCGACCCCGCAACCGCAGCAGCAGCAGCAAGGUUACCAGCACCCUCACUUGUCGCUCGUGCCUCAACCAGAGACAGCAGCACUCUCAUCGGAGCAGCCUGCGGCCCCCCCUGUCGCAGCCCUAGGGCCCGGUCAAGUACCGUCACCGCAGCAGCCGCAGCAGCAGCACCAAACUUUGCUACAGCAGGCGCCACCGCCAAACCCAACCACCAUCCCCGGAGGAUCCAUGUACCCAUCAAACCCCAUGCCCGUCGGUAUGCCUGCCUCGCAAACCACACCGGCGCAGCCCGUUGACCGGUCGCCCGCCGCGGCCACGCCGCUUGUCGCUGUUCCGGGCAACAAUCUACCGGUAGCACAGGAGCGCUGUUACGUGGCCCCUAAUGCUGUGGCAGCAGCGCCGACGCAUACGGCACCCAUGCGGCAAGAGCCCUUGUCGCCCUCGCUGGCAGCAGCGUGGCAGCAUCCGGUUGCCCAACAGCCGCAGCCCGCGGCUCAGUCGCCGCCGACUACGACGGAGCAGCUCCUCUUGCAACAGCUGCAGGAGCAGAAGUACAUGCAACAACAGCAACUCCUGCAGCAGCUGCAGCAGCACCAGCUUCUGCAGCAACAACAGCUACAGCUGCUGUCACUGCAACAGCACCAGUGGAAGCAGGAGCAGCAACUACAGCAGCAACAACAACAGCAUCAGAGGGAGCAGACCAGCCAAGCGGGUGCUGUACAGCAGCAGCAACCAGGCCCCAACAGCUCCUCCUCACCCCGCUGGGAGGGUGGUCAGUCCCCGCGCGCUCAGUCCCUGGCGCAACACUUGGUGGUGGAUGGCAGGAUUGUGCUGGUCUCGGAGCCCCAGUCGCCGCAGCAGCAACAGCAGCAGCAACAGCAGCAGCAACAGCAGCAGCAACAGCAGCAGCAACAGCAGCCGCUGCAGCGACAACAGCAGCAGCCUCAGGCGCAACCACAAGCAGCAGCCGUUUCAAUUUCGGUCCAGACGAGCUUACCCAUUGAUGCUGCUGCCACCGCUGCCGCUGUGUCGCUUCCGGGCUGCAGCUGCAGCAGCAGCGGAGACUCUGCGCCCGCAUCCGGACUCACGCAGCCAGUGGCAGGGUCCGAGUCAGGGCCCGUGCACCAGCAGCAGCAACAGCAGCCCGCGCCCGUCCCUCCCAUACAACUGCCGCUACCUCAGCCGCAGGCGCCGCAUGUCCCAGUGAGCCACCCGGCAGCCGGACUUGAGCCCCAGCACCACCAGCAACCCCCAGCAGCACUAGCAGCAGCAGCGACCCUAGCAACAACUCCCUCCUGCUGCUCCACGGCUUGCUCCUCCGCACGCGAAGGCAGUCCGACCGGCGCGCCAGCCCCCGCACGCGCCCCCACACCCUCCCCCGCCCUCGUCGCAGACCACCUGUUGGACCCCUGCUCCGCCCGAUCUGCCCCAUCAGACCACCUAACCACCCCGCGUCCUGCCGCCCAUGCGCCUCCCCGCGCCACAACCGUGCCACGUGCCGUACCUGCUGCAACCACGCUGACCAGGGCCGCCCUGGCCGGUGCGGUGUGUGACGCCAGCACCGCUAGCGCAGCUGCCAGCCAAAGAAGCCACGGUCGCUCCUCAGCUCCUCUGGCGCCCAGCAUGGCUUCCAGCCUGUCCUCCCUGGCGCCUGUAACCCCGGAACUGGAAGACAUGGACGCAGUGCUUGGGGAGCUGGAGGCGCGCUCGAGGUCGGCCAUGUCCUCCAUGUCUUCGCCGCGACGUAUCCUGCUGGCUGCGGCGAGUGGCGGUGGGGGACAGCAUGCGCGUGCGUACGCCGCAGCCGCGAGCUUAGCUGCAAGCAGCGACGCUGGCUGCAGCAGCAACGGAGAUGUCGCAGCGGGGAUAUGGCAUGCGGCGGCAGCAGCCGCGUGCGGUGGUGGUGGUGCUGGUGGUGGUUGUGGCAAUGCUGCUGGAACAGCAGCGGCAGCAGCAGCAGCAGGCACGGCAGUAACAACAGGGCGUGGUGAUAGUAACAAGGGGCUGCAGAGCUUGGAUGAGAUCGACAGCCUGCAUGUUCGUGCCACCACGAUAACGCCCCUUAUGGGCUUCCGAUCGGGCUUGGGUUCCUCCUGCUGCAUGACAGCAUCGGGGGAGCAGCUCCCGAGCGGUGCAGCCGGCAGUGAGGGGGACCCCAUGGACGCCGCGUUACGUCGGCUGGAGGCGGCCAGCCUGCGGUCGGAUGCGACGUUGGGUGCAGCAGCUGCAGCCAUGUGGUCGGCAAGGUCAGGCGAGACGGAUGCAGCGGCCUCAUGGCAGGCAGGCAGCGAUGUGGGGCUCGACAACUACAGUGAGGCUGCAGCCGAGGAGGAUGCACCCGCCACCGCUGCAGCAGCAGCAGCGGAACAGCCCCCACAGCACAUUGGCAGGAGCGCAGCGUCAGGACGGGGACGGGAGCAGCAGCAGCGCAGUAGCUCCCACCAUGCCCCCUCACGGCACCACCACCUGCAUGGAGCAGCAGCGGGCGCAGGCAGCCGUGUGGCGGCGAUUCACGGCAUGGGCCAGGGCGGCAAUCCCACCUCAGCAGCGGACCUGCUGUCCACCUUCCUGCCGGGUGCGGUGGAGUUGGCCGGACGUCAGGCGCAUGCCAGGCCGCCGCCACCACCGUCGUCCUCAUCCUCACAAGAACGGGAAUCCCUACGGUCAUGGACUACGGCCGGGCGGGCGGUACCAGCCGUACAGGAUGUGGGUGGUGGGAGGGGCCCGCCGGGCUUCAGUCCAGCGUCCGCAGCGCCCCUGGAGCAGCAGCAGCAGCACCCGCUGCGGUCCCCGGCCAGGUCGCAGCAGGCUCAGGGCUCGCUGUCCGAAAGGGGCACGGGUCCGGUGGGCGGGCGUCUGGGCGGAGGCGCUACGCGGCAGGCGGUGCGUUGGAAUGCAAGCUGCGGCAGCGGCUGUGCGGUGGUCAGCGAUGGUGGAUACCGCGGCCCCGGUGGUGGUGGCUCCAUGCCCUCGCAGUUGCAGCACCAACCGGAUCGAUUAGCGCCUGCAGGGCAACACCAGCAGCAGCAGCCUAUGCAAAGCCCACAGCAGCAGCGGCACUGGCCGCGCAUGAAUGCAGCAACAGACCCGCUGGAGGAUCUGGCGCGGAUCGCUCACCGACGUGGCAACUCGCAGCUGGCAGCCACGUUGGCGGAGCUGGCGCAGCAGCUGCCGAUCGAUCGGACGCGGCUUCCGGAGACGACAUGCCGGAGGCUGGCGGCGGAUGCAGCAUGCCGCCAUGCCCACGAGGGUGGCGUCCCGAUGCUGUCACGCGGCGAGCGGCCUCAUGCCGGUGGUUGUGAGCAGCUGCCCUCUGCCCGACAUGCGGUGGUGGUGGAGGAGGAGCAGCAUGCGCAGACAGCGGCUGCACGGCCGCCUGCUCCUUCCCAAGAGUCCGCUACCCAACCAGCAGCACGAGUGGCUGCCAGCGGUGUCGCACCGCCGACUCAGACCCUGAAGGGCAUGCAUGACAACGGUGUGCCAGUUACCCACACGAUUGCUACUCGGGCCAAAGCAGCAGCAGCAGCACCAACAAAGCCAACCGCAGGGCGUUCCGCCGGCUGUCCUACCGCGCCACGGGUGGCGCAGCCGUCUGGCGGCCCAUGCCAUGUCAAGGUAUCAGUUGCAGUACCCGCAGCAGCAGCAGCCGCUGCAGGGCCGGCUGGCGCCUCGUCCUCGGCCGUACCGCCUCGCUACGGCCACCUCGCCAGCGGCGGCAACGCCGCCCUGCGCGGUCUCUGUCAGUCGCUCCUCUCCCUCUCCUCUGAGUCCAUGUCAAGCCACGAGAGCGGCCCCACCAGCCUCUUCACCAGCACCAGCUACGCCAGCAGCGGCAGUGACAACUCAUCCAGCAACACCUCCUCCGAUGGCUGCGGCCCCGACCCGCUGCAUGUGCCGCUGUGCCGCGUGCUGGGGGAGUGCAGGCGGCUGCAGGCGGCGGCGGUGCGGCUGGAGGCGGAG